UUUUCUACUCUUUGUCGAAAAUUGCUGCGAUGAAAAAGGCUUGAUGCGGCGCAAACUGGAGAAUUUUUAAUUAUUUUUAAUAAUUGCAUCAAGAAUUAUAUCGUCUUAUCCACCUAAGAUAAGGUAAGGGCGUAAGGUAACCCUACUGAAGUUAAGAAAAGUGAUUAUUUAUUAUGUUCAUAUAUAUUUCCUCCUAUAUCACAGCCAUGUUGAAGUAGUGUUGAUUUUAAUAAGUUUUCGUCAGUUUAUCGUUAUUAGAAAGUUAAAGUUCACAAGUAUAUGUGACAGACCCAAGUUUCGUUUGUGUUGUGAUUACAAAGUUAAAAGUCUUUACAAAAUGAAAAGUGUUUUAAAGUGCCACCGAUUCUGGCGUCGAGGCGUCAUCUUCAAGGGAUGGACUCUGAAGAUUCACAUGAUGCUACUGGAGAUGCACACUCUUCUUCAAGCAGUAGCAGUUCCAGUUCCAGAAGUCAUAGGAGUUCUUCAUCAGAUAGAAGUGAUGUUUCUAAGAAACGCCCCAAAUCCCCAUCACAUUAUUCUAGUUCGCGCAGAUCUAAUGGACCGAGAUCUCCCUCCCAUGCAAAUCAGUCAUAUCAAAGAUCACCAUACUUUAAUAAACAACCAAGUUCCCCAGAUAACUUAAGUGGGGCACAUUCUGAUAUUAAUUCUCCUGAGAAUUCAAUGCCUGCAUCUCCACAAGGUCCUAAAUCGCCUGAUGCUCCUAAGUCUCCUAGUGAUAUAGGAUCAAAUAUUGGUUCACCAGAGCAACCAGAACAGUAUUCUUCAGCUCCGCCAUCGGGUGGAGAAGGUCCUAAGACGCCGAGAUCCCCAAGUAGCUCUGCAAGAUCAGCCCCUGGCUCACAAGGAUCAAGGUCACGCCCUGUUUCUCCUGAUUCUGCAUCACCAAGGAAGAGCCCAGUAAGACGUUCUCCAACAUCAACUCCUUCUCCGGAUAGAAACUCUACUCAAUCAUCACCUGUUAGAUCACCAUCAAUGAAAAAAACUGAUUGGAGUCCGAAGGAAAAAUGGAGGAGGCAUACAAAAGCAGAACAAAAAAUGGUCUCAAUUCCCCGGCGUCGCAGUAGAUCAGAAUCUAGCCAGUCCAGCAGAAGUUCAUCAUAUAAUAAGAGGACUAAUGUUAAAGAUCCAGCAACUGAAGAAAUUUCUGAAGGAGAAAUGGAAUCAGAUCAAGAGGACCAAACUUCACGCAGUAAGUCUGCAGCAAGUGAAAAAGUUGAUGGAAAAGAUAAUAACAUUAGUCAUGAGGAUCUAUCAGAUGUGUCAGAUUUGGAUUCUGUUGGACCAGAUGAUGCAGAUAAAGAUACAAAGUCAAAAUCGUCACCUGCAUCACCUGACAGAAAACUUGAUAUAAGUGCUAAUGGCAAAAGAAGAAGUUCACAAUCAUCACCUAAAUCUGAUAAUGGGAAGACUGAUACACCCAAAUUGGAUAAAGUACCACAAGAAAAGACAAGUAACACUGAGGAUGGUGAAGAACAGUUGGAUUUUGAAGCAGAGGAGGGUGAAUGUGUAGAAUCAAAACCCAAAGAUCAAUCAAAUGGAGAUGUGGACCAAGCUAAUGAGAAAGUGAAAUUAGGUGGCGAAGAAACAAAGGCGGGUCGGCGGUCUCGUGGCUCGUCGCUGGAGGAGGGCGAGGUGUCGGAUGAGGCGGAGCGCCGCCCCGAGGAGAACGAGCCGCGCCCUGUCUGUCGGUUCUUCUCCCGCGGCGCCUGCACCUGGGGCGUUAGUUGCAGAUUCCUCCACCCGGGGGUGACAGAUAAAGGCAACUACAACAUGUUUGAUGUGGUCCGUGGAGUCCCCACUGGGGCUCCGUACUCAGCACCGCCCAGAGAUGUUGCACCACCGGAGUCAGCUUGGGAAAGAGGAUUACGGACUGCUAAAGAGAUGCUGAGGAUAGCGAACAAACGCAAGGAACAAGACAUGGACUUUGAAGAGAAGAAGCUGCACCUGUCGGUGGGCGGCGUGGUGCACGACCCCGACGCCGAGCUCGCGUAUGCUGCAGCUGCAGUCGGCGCCUCCCCGCCGCACCAGCACGACGUACCCGUGCACAGGGACCCAGAAAUUCGUGCGUACGGGCCGGUGUACCGCGGGCGAUACCCGCGUGCGGCGGCGGAUGAGCGCGAGCGGUAUUACGCGCGCGAGCGCAUCUACGAUACCGAGCGCAUGUACGAGCGCCCGCCGCACUACGACGAGCGCACCGCUGCCACUGACGAACUGCCCUUCCACAAGAGACGUGUGCGUUCGUCGAGAGAAGUAAUAGUGCAACGGGCGGAGGUGGAGCGACGAGAGGGUCGGGAGGGUCGCGUGCGGGAGAUGCGGGAGGGGCGGGAGAUACGCGGCGACGACUGGGCGGACCCGUGGAUGCGCGCCGAGCCCGCCGCGCGCCGCCGCCGCCCGCCCUCCUCGGAAGACUCCUACAGCACGUCUAGCUCUUCAAAUUCCAGCUCGCGUAGUUCGGGCUCGGCGGGCGGUCGCCGCAAGAGGAGGGCAUCUUCUACCUCUCGACAAAGGCUGUCGCCCUCGGUGAUAGUACGCGAGCGGCGGCUGGCGACAGCGCGCGCCACCGCCAUGAACCCGCCUGCGCCGCGCCGCCGUGCACCCUCGCCCGCAGCAGCACGACAGCUCGCCGUCAACCCGCCGCCCCCCGCCUCGCACCGGCACAAGGAGGAGACCGAUGCGUAUGGUCGAAGCAAAGCGUCGAGUCGCAACAGGAACAGAAAGAAAUAUUCAAGAUCGUCGUCAUCGGGAUCAGAAUCAUCGUCGUCGUCGAGCGAAUCUGAGAGCGAGUCCCACUCGUCGUCAACAUCGGGCAGCUCGGGCGCGCGUCGCGCUCGUCACGCCAGACUGCUCAACGCCGCCGCACGGCCCAGAAUGAAUACAAAAUCGAGCGCAGGUCUAGCUGCGGCAGUUUCAACAGCGGUCAGUAAAAAAGAAGUACCCGGUGAGAAAGAUAUGAGUAGGAAACGUUCAGCAGUGUCGCCCCCGAACGAAGGUGUCCCAGCCAAGAAGUCUGUGUCGCGGCGUGAGGAGCUGCUCAAGCAGCUGAAGGCAGUCGAGGAUGCUAUCGCCCGCAAGCGCUCGAAGAUAUAGGGACGUGUUAGAUAUAUAACCAGCGCCUACAGGACUUGGCGCAGGCUGCCCCACUGAUGCCUGCUGACAAUGCAAAGUAACACAUCACUAGUACAAAAGUCCAAUAUGUAAUGAAAUUAUCACAAUCUUUAGAAAUGUCGCAUGGUCAGUUCUACAUUUUGGUCUUUUAUACCGUUGUUAUCACUGCUUUGUCAUCACUUUCCCAUCAGUGCGACGACACUAUUGUCUGAAUCUAAAACCUCUGCCAAUAAAGUGUCACCUUUAUAAAGUCUUGAAAUAUAAUGUCACUAUGUGACCGAUCUAUAUAUGCAAUUUGUCGAAUUGUUAUAAUUUACCAAGACAAAUAACAAUUGGGUGGCAUUCACGAUUGGAAUGUAACAUGGCUAAUGUAAAGAUGCUUCUCCUAGAUCCGCUGUAUAGUUGUUAUCGCGUUACUCUCAGCGCUACGUACAUGUAUUCGAAUGCUGUUAAAUUAAGCUAUUUUUAUAUUUAUAACUUGACUUGUAAAUUCCACAUGUGAAGUUACUUAAACUUGAGAGUACCUCACUGUUAGGAAGACUAAAGUUCGUUCAAUUCAUUUGGAAGUCAGGGACAUGUUGAUAAUAAUUAAUCAACAAUUUUAUCAAUCUAUUGUACUAUACCCAUCACUAUUUAAUGUGUAAAAAAGUAUUCUGAAAAAAAUAAUUGCUUCAAAUGUUUGUUAAAUGUUGCAACGAUGUUUAUGCAUCAAAGCUGUUUGUAGUGGUAAAUAAAAAAAAAGUUAGCCAAUAAGCUGUUCAAUAGAAUUAAGAACUUAAUUUCGGACUAAUAGAUUUGUGUAUUUAAGACAGAUUUGCUAAGCUUUCCUUUAGAUUCUGACAAAUGUUUAGAAUAUUCCAUAUACGCAAUAUAACUUAUUUUUUUCAAUAUAUAUCUCGACGACUAAAUCUUUUUAGUGUCUAUUUUAUAUUAAUCUGUACUUGUUAAGGCUAGAUUGCGACAGGUCAGCUUGUCAUAAAUAUAUAAACGGCUAAACAGUGACGUAGUUGUAUCGGCACGGAUUAGUUUCGUCAUCAGAAUCCCUUCGUUAGUUUAUGGUAAUAUCUCACAAAAGUUUAAAUAAUUUAACCUAAAUGCAUAAGUUUAGUAGAAGAGUUAUUUAGAAUGUUAAAAAAUAAAUGACUA
Messenger RNA from Papilio xuthus (Asian swallowtail), 4272 nucleotides. RefSeq names its product zinc finger CCCH domain-containing protein 18. The coding region runs from base 394 to 3108 and encodes 904 amino acids. The transcript is spliced from 16 exons. Gene Ontology annotation, cellular component: precatalytic spliceosome. Gene Ontology annotation, molecular function: RNA binding; metal ion binding. The record is from RefSeq and is a predicted model, not a curated record. NCBI's taxonomy places the organism in Eukaryota, Metazoa, Arthropoda, Insecta, Lepidoptera, Papilionidae.